AUUGGAUUAUCGGUUGAGACGGUUGGUCCGAACAGAUCCAGGCUCUUGGUGCGGGUGUACGACGGUUCCGUGAUGCCGAGACAACGCGGGCAAUCAUGCCUUGGAUCGUGGAGCCGAUUGGAUACCCAUGCACGACGACCACAUUCGCCGAGCUACAGAAGCACACGCCCAGAUCCGCUUCCUUCGCAGUUUCUACGUGGCCAGGCGGGGGAGGGCGAUUCUGCGGCAGGGGCGGCGCUCAUAGCACAGCAUUCUUCCGGCGGGAAGCAGUUGCCAGUCUUCGACCUGGCAGUCCGCCAGCACGGACUGCUCGCUGGACCCGCAGCGGUGUUCCCCCUGGUUGGACGCUGCAGUCGCGUCGAGGACGGGCGAACCCACCGCUGAGCAGCCCUCCGGAGGCUCGGGAAACGCAGCGGCCGAGGCCGAAGACCACGCUCUGGCGAACCGCGGGCAAGCUCUCCGUCAGCGACAAGCCGACCGCGGUGCCCGGCGACGUUGCGGCCCCAGAGCUGAGUUGCUGAGCAGACGGCGCCUUUGGGGCCGCGCGGUGCGCGGCGUGGCUUCCAGGGGUGGGGGAAUACGUUCCGCGAGUUCGGGAACCACGUCGUGGUCAAUUUGUCUCGUGAUGUGGGCUGCGUUGCCAGGUAGAACAUGCCUGGCAUGUUUCGCCUCGGCCCUGACAGCUUAGCGCCAAAGGGAGAGCUUCCAAGAAGCAUGUCCCGGUCAGCCCCUCCGUUUCCCAGUGCCCUCCUCGCGCUACCUCCUUCCCUCCCUCACCUGUCCUUCCUCCCCCCUUCCUCCGUGUGGCCACGGUGCCCCUGCCACCCCCCCUUCGACACAAGCGCGAGAGGCACGCUGGCGGCGAGGGUCCGGCCGCCAGACCCCGGCAGACGGACGCGCC
This is a messenger RNA of Prorocentrum cordatum, 901 nucleotides long. The record is from the annotation of a GenBank genome assembly. Lineage: Eukaryota; Dinophyceae; Prorocentrales; Prorocentraceae.